AUGGUAGAUAAAGUGAUUGAAGGCCUAACAAUAGAGAAAGGGAGGUUUUUUUUCGAGGCAGGAGAAAAAACUAGUUCAAUUCUUGAAGUACUGUCAUCAUCAACAUUGUCAAAGAGCACUAAUAAUAGUAGUAACGAGGUCGAGUAUCUACCUUUUAAUGAUUCAUGUGUUAUAAAGCUAUCGAGUUCGAGGGAUCCUUAUGGGAGUUUCAAGAAAUCAAUGGUAAAAAUGGUUGAAGCAAAUCAAGGGAUUAAAGAUUGGGAUGAGUUUCUUGAAGAGAUGUUGGCUUGGUAUUUGGAGGUUAAUGAGAAAAAAAUUCAUAAGUAUAUUAUUGGUGCAUUUUGUGAUUUGUGGAUUAGCUAUUCAUUUACUUCAACAACAAAUACUCCAAAUUCAUUUUCAUUUAGCUCAUGUGAACCUAAGGCUGAGAUUUCAACAACACCAACAUCCAAUGUAAUUUCAUAA
Molecule: messenger RNA, 465 nt
Organism: Solanum verrucosum
Lineage: Eukaryota; Viridiplantae; Streptophyta; Magnoliopsida; Solanales; Solanaceae
Product: transcription repressor OFP13-like
Exons: 1
Coding region: 1-465 (154 amino acids)
Biological process (GO): negative regulation of DNA-templated transcription
Source: RefSeq, a predicted model, not a curated record